AUGGUGGGUCAACUCUCUAAAAAAGAGGCCCGUUCUCGAGUGCCCAUACUCAACAGGGGAACUGUAAAAGACAGCUCAGGAUUUCCAUGGCCCAUUCGGCGGCCACAUGUCAAUCGUAUCCUUCUUCUGACCCCCCCCGAAUGGUACUGCCGGAAAACCGCCUCUCGGGGUCCAUACCUCGCCUAUGCAGGUGGAGACCAGGCGACUAAAUCCGCGCUAAAGGGUUCCAUUGAUGUUUCUCUGCAGGCUGCUUGGUCGUUUCCAUUGGCGGACCGUAUGGCGUGCGUCUUCACGGCAGCCCAAGCCUCCCAGAAACCUGGUUCAGUACCUGGGGAUCGCUGCCUUAUGGGUGCGCUAUUGAGCAGACUAUUCAAGCAUUGUGGGGACGUUUGGGAAGCCACUGAUCGACAUUUGGACUGA
Molecule: messenger RNA, 420 nt
Organism: Penicillium arizonense
Lineage: Eukaryota; Fungi; Ascomycota; Eurotiomycetes; Eurotiales; Aspergillaceae
Exons: 2
Coding region: 1-420 (139 amino acids)
Source: RefSeq, a predicted model, not a curated record